Messenger RNA from Lotus japonicus, 2520 nucleotides. RefSeq lists its product as uncharacterized. Bases 16 to 1902 code for a protein of 628 amino acids. The record is from RefSeq and is a predicted model, not a curated record. The transcript has 3 exons. NCBI's taxonomy places the organism in Eukaryota, Viridiplantae, Streptophyta, Magnoliopsida, Fabales, Fabaceae. Gene Ontology annotation, biological process: regulation of DNA-templated transcription.
GUUUGCGACAUUUCUAUGGCAAAUAAUUUUGUUUUGGUGACAACAAAGUCUGAUAGUGGUGCGAAGGGGAGAAAAGAAUAUGUCAUUCUGGGGUGUGAGAAGCAUGGUGCGUAUAUUCCCUACAGAGAACCGGAUCUUGUUGAAGGAACGUCAACACAAAAGACAGGUUGUCCUUUUAGGCUAAAAGGACGACGUACGAAAGAUGAUAAAGGUUGGUGGUUGAAGGUGAUGGACGGUAGACACAUCCAUCUCGCAGCUGAGUCACUAGUUGGCCACAAUUACGCUGGUAGACUGAAUAGUGAGGCGAAGGAGGACGUGAUAAAUCAGGCUAAGACUUGGGUUCCACCUAGAAAGAUGUUGGCGUCCUUGAAGGAAAAAGAUCCUUCAAACUUGACUACCAUCCAACAAAUUUAUGGUGUUUGCAAGCGGUUCAGACAAUCCGUUCGUGGGUCACUGACAGAGAUACAAUACUUGUUGAAGAAGUUGGACGGUGAGAAGUAUGUUCACUUCGAACGAAAUGAACCCGGAUCGGAAGUGAUUAGAGAUAUAUUUUGGGCUCAUCCGAAUGCCGUCAAACUUUUCAACACAUUCCCAUAUGUAGUGAUCAUGGAUUGCACAUACAAGACCAGCAAAUACAAACUACCCUUGCUCGAGAUUGUUGGCCUGACCUCCACGGAUAAAACAUACUCAAUAGCAUUCUGUUACAUUGGCAGUGAGACCACAGAGGACUACAUUUGGGCAUUGGAGUGUAUGAAGUCUCUGAUUUCCGACCAAUCCAGGUUGCCUAGAGUGAUUGUGACGGACAGAGAUCUUGCUUUAUUGAGUGCUGCUUCACAAAGCCUUCCCACCACCACCCAUUUACUAUGCUUGUGGCACAUCAACAAGUGUGUUUUGGCAAAGUGCAAAGAGUAUGUUGGCACGGAUGAUUUUGCUCAAGAGGUUAUGGACAAGUGGGCCGAAUUGGUAGAUGCUCCAACAGUUCCAGAAUUUGAAGCUCAUUGGAUUGAAUUGUUUAACAUGUGCAAGCAUAAACACAAGUUGAAAUUUGCCACUUAUUGUUCUACUACAUGGUUGGUCCACAAGCAGAAAUUUGCCAAGGCAUGGACAAAUCAUGUGAUGCAUUUUGGAACAACAACAAGUAACAGGGCUGAAGGUGCACAUGCCAGCUUGAAGUUGAUGUUGCGGAACAGUAAGGGUGACCUGGCCACAUCAUGGGAUGCGUCGCAUAGUUUGACCACCAAUCGCCACACUGAGAUAGUAGCAUCGUUUGAGCGCAGUAUGAAUAAAAUUGAUCACCUUUUCAAGACCCCUUUCUACACAAAUAUUAGGGGAUUUGUGUCAAUCAAAUGCCUGAAACUCAUUGAUGCUGAACUGACAAGAAUGCGAGCCUCCGGCGGCAGAUGCGAUUGCUUAUUGAGAGAGACUCAUGGACUACCUUGCGGUUGUCAACUUGCAGAUUAUGAGAGGAUUCCGUACGAGGCCAUUCAUCCAUUCUGGAAGAGCCUAAGUUGGGAGCAUGUACCUGUUGUAGAUACUGGCAGCUCAGAUAUUUGCGGACUAAACCAUGGAGAGAUGCACCCAGAAGUUGAGGCACUGACACGUUAUUUCCAUUCUUUGGAUACUGGAGGGCAGAGUAUGGUAAGGAGGAAGCUUCAAGCGAUAUAUUGUCCUGAAAGGAGACGGAGGUGUAGCAGACGGACACGGAGACGGAGCCCCGGCCGGAGUAGCAGACGGAGACGGAGACGGGGCCGAAGCCUCAACCGCCUGACUAGCUGCUCGAUGGUCGCCGCGCCGCGUAGAAGCAUGCAAGCGCUCGUGGCGAUCCUCUGCAUCAUCGACUGUAGAAGAUCGAGACCUCUUCCUCCCGCCCUUCAUUCUCCUAUGAAAAGCAAACAAAUUUAACAUCAAAUUACAACUUGAACAACUUUAACAGUUACAACUUGUACAAACAUCUCUCAUAUAGCAACAAACAUCUCUCAUAUAGAAACAAACAUCUCUCAUAUAGCAUCAACACCCUUUCUAAUUUGUCAAUCUAGAUAACUAAAAUGCAACAUUAAGGAAGUUCCCUAGUUCUAAUAAGCCGAUACCAUCAACACCCUUUCCCAGUGUCAUGACACUAAAAUAUUUGAAAAUUUGUACAAAAUAUUCAGCCCAAUAGAUGGAGGAAAACUAAAAAAAACUGGCUUAAAAAAACUGGCUUAAAAAAACUGCCUUAAACUGGUUUAGAAUCGGGAAAUGUUUUCCCAUUACAGAAUCGGAAAAACAUUUUCCAUUACAGAAUCGGAAAAUGUUUUUCCGAUUUUACAGUAACCCAGAAACCAGAACUGGAAACGACCCACUCGUGCCCAUGACCGUUUCAUGCCAUUUCAGUCAAUAAAACCUACCUCUAAUCAAUAAUCAACUACCCUAGUGUUCAACAUUCACCUAAUAAUCCAUCAACUACCUCUAAUCAUCAAUCAAUGUGAGAGAAUCAAUAAAAAUGGAACUUACCUUUUGAAUGUAAUGGAAUGGGAGUUCCGG